Molecule: messenger RNA, 2475 nt
Organism: Spodoptera exigua (beet armyworm)
Lineage: Eukaryota; Metazoa; Arthropoda; Insecta; Lepidoptera; Noctuidae
Source: the annotation of a GenBank genome assembly
AUGCCGCCCGCGCCCGCCCCCACCGACGACUCCAGCGCCUUCGCCAUCAUCAACCAUGCGGAGAGCGUGCCCAGCAAGGCACAGGCCGCGCCCGACCCCGCGCCGCCGCCGCGGAACGUGAACGUGGUGAAGCCGAUGCAGGUAGCGGCGCCACCUGCCUCGCACACGAUCCUCGACCCCAAGUUCUCACGCGCGUUGGAUUUCAAACUCCGGCGGCUGAAAGAGAAGGAAAUCCUGCAAGCCAACCUGCGACGCCCGACUCGAUACCGUUCCAAAAACGGAAUACUGGCAGCGUCCAAUCCUAAUGUCAGCUCGAGAGAACAAUCACUGCCCAAAAUUCUUAGUCAGUCGCAUCCACGUAUUGACAUUAUUGAGCAAGAGGUUGAAAAAAAAAUAUCCCCUAAAAUGGAUAAGUCGCCGUCACCCGGGCGCAAGCUCCGGUCCAGGAACGCACAAUCUAAUGAUGGGGACAAGCCUCGGUUUGUAACAACUGUGAAAACUGGUCAAUUUUUGCUACCGCCGCCCGAGGUAGCGCGGAUCUUGGGCCUAGAAACCUUGUACCCGCCGAAAGAAAGGGACAAGAUUGUAUACUCGUACGCUAGCAAGCCGAAAGCCGUCGCCUCGAGAUGUAAACGAUCAGUCCAAGAGAAGAAGGAGAACAUUAUCCCCAACGGGAGUGUGGAGGACGAAGCACGCCGCGCGCGCGCCAGUCAGCUGUUCGGGGGCGUCCGCGCGCUGCUGGCUGGCGUGGCAGGCGUGCGCCAUCUCCUGCAGCCCGCCGGGCCCUGCUCCACGUACGUGCUCGUCUGCUUGCCUCCAUGUGCACUGUGCACACGUGCCUAUGCAUGUUGUGCUCUAGUGGCCUGUGCUGCACAGCCACCACUUUAUCGACCCUUUAACUUUAAAAACGUUGUUCGCAUUAAUGACAUGAAUUCGUCAGGACUGCUGUUAUUUGUAUUCGCCAAUAGCCCCUUGCGCGGCAGUGUGGGCGCGGGCCAGUACGCCAACGUGAUGCACGAGAAGCGCGUGGUCCGCGGCAGCACCAUCACCUCGCACCCGCUCGCCGCGGAGGCAAACGAGCAGACGGAUCACCUGAUGUGGAAUUCCUUGCCGGAGUCGGUGUUUGCUGAUAGCUACAAUCCGGGUAUCUUUAAGUCGAGAGUGAAUAGGUUACUUCUAGGUAAGCGCGCUCCAUCGUCGACCGCAUCGUCGCUUUCCAUCAGAAGACAUCGGUACAGUCAGCAAACGCUACGCACGGGACUAUGGGGCACGGACAUGUACGUAGCUAAGUAUAAUGUAAUGUUGCAGCUGUUCGACAAGGGCGUGGAGAUGGAGGUGGGCGUGCAGACGGACUUGUUCGUGGACCGGCCCGCCACGCCCGUGUACGUGCCUGCCAAGACUGGCGCCGACGCCUUCACGCAGAUAUACCCCGGAGACUUGUUUGACUUCGACCUGGAAGUGCAACCCAUCCUGGAGGUGCUCGUGGGCAAGACGACGGAGCAGGCGCUGGCGGAGGUAGCGCAGGAGGAGGAGCUGGCCACCCUGCGCGAGCAGCAGCGCCGCUACUGCGAGCUGCGGGACGCCGAGCUGGCGGAGCGACAGCGCCUCGCCGCGCACGACCUGCGCCUGCACCGGGAGAAGGAGCGGCGCGUGGCGGAGGCGCGCGUGGCGCAGCUGGCGGCGACGGAGGCGCGCGAGCGGGCCGCGGCCGCCGUGCUGGUGCAGGGCUACGUGGCCGAGCUACUGCCCGCCGUGCUGGCCGGCCUGCGCGACCAGGGCUACCUCAUGGAGAGGAUCGAACGCGGUAUCGAUGAGGAGUUCAUGCCGUGGCUUGUCGACGAAGUGUCGAAAGAAAUCGAGUCCAUCAUCACGAGCCGGGACGUCAUCACAGAGAUCGUGCGCGACGUGGUGGAGGCGCGCGCGGAGCUGUACCGCGCGGCGGGCGAGCGCGCGGCCGAGCGGGCCGAGCCCGCCGAGUCCAUGACGCCGCCGUCGCAGGCCGAGCCGGCGCCGCCCGAGGAGGAGCGCGUGCACCUGUUAUUGGUGAUCGCCGGGCGCCGCGAUGCGGUCACAGAGUCGCUGCCGGCCGUCACGGUGCUCUCGUCUGUGGCGCUGACAGUACGGACGUUUCUCGUUGGUAGUUGUAGUUGAGUAGGUACAGGCGAGACGCGACGCUGACUCCAUCGUCUACAUACAUACUUAUUAUACAUAGUAUAUACCUAGACGCUACAUCCACACAUCGAUGUGAGGUCCGCCAUCCGGUCGUCACUAGCGCCGGUGCACGGUGACUGAACCAACACAGAACGCAUACAGCUAGAUGCACUGUAUGUAUGAGUGGGUUUGAUACCUACCGUGUAGCUGCGAAGACGGGUCAGCAAUAUGUAAAAUACUGUAUACAUUGUUUCAAAACAACAUCAAAGGCUCCGCAGUGACUAUAUAAUGUGCAUAGAUUGUACAAAACGCAUUCUAAUACAU